This is a messenger RNA of Penicillium soppii, 732 nucleotides long. Its product is annotated as translation initiation factor 6. The record is from RefSeq and is a predicted model, not a curated record. Gene Ontology annotation, cellular component: nucleolus; preribosome, large subunit precursor; cytosol. Lineage: Eukaryota; Fungi; Ascomycota; Eurotiomycetes; Eurotiales; Aspergillaceae. Gene Ontology annotation, molecular function: ribosomal large subunit binding. The transcript has 5 exons. The coding region runs from base 1 to 732 and encodes 243 amino acids. Gene Ontology annotation, biological process: maturation of LSU-rRNA; maturation of 5.8S rRNA; ribosomal subunit export from nucleus.
AUGGCUGUCCGCGCGCAAUUCGAGAACUCGAACGAGGUCGGUGUUUUCUCCUGCCUGACAAACGCCUACGCCAUCGUUGCAGUCGGUGGCUCGGAGAACUUCUACAGUGUCUUCGAAUCCGAACUCCAAGAUGUCAUCCCCAUCUGCCACGCAACCAUCGCCGGCACCCGCAUCGUCGGUCGUCUAGUCGUCGGUAACCGCAAAGGUCUCCUCGUCCCCACCACAACCACAGACCAAGAACUGCAACAUCUGCGCAACACACUGCCAGACACGGUGAAGAUCCAACGCAUAGAAGAGCGCCUCUCAGCACUCGGAAACGUUAUCUGUUGCAACGACCACGUCGCAAUCGUGCACCCGGAUCUGGAGCGUGAAACCGAGGAGAUCAUCGCCGACGUCCUCGGCGUAGAAGUCUUCCGCCAAACAGUCGCCGACAACGUCCUCACAGGCUCGUACAUGGCCCUCUCCAACUCCGGCGGCAUCGUGCACCCCAAGACCUCUAUCCGCGACCAGGACGAGCUCUCCUCGCUGCUGCAGGUGCCUCUCGUCGCUGGUAGUGUUAACCGCGGUUCGCCGGUCGUCGGCGCCGGCAUGGUCGUCAACGACUGGCUCGCCAUUACCGGUCUCGACACUACCGCUACCGAGCUUAGUGUUGUGGAGUCUGUGUUCCGUCUUGGUGAGAAUGCUGGCGCGGCGGGUGUGAAUAAGGACAGUAUUGUGGAGAGUUUCUAUUAG